GACAGGUUAGCAUAGUUGAGGAGAGAGAGAGAAUGGGGUCAGAGGUUUGGGCUGCAGAAACCCACCACAGUUUCCUCUAACUGUUACCAAGAAAGAGGGAAGGAACCAGCCUUCUAUUGAGCAAUGGCCUGUGGGUCAGUUAACUUUCUUUGUAAUAGCAGGUCAUCCACCAGCUGGGGCCAUCUAUGAUCCAUCUUGAACUGGGCCACUGGAAGGCUGGUUUGUUGGGAUCAAAUCAAGAGCUUCUAAGAAACCUGCUGAGAACAGUCACACCACCUGAUGAUCCAGAAAGUUUUCUGAAUCUGGUGGCAAGCUCCUGUAGAAGAAUCCUGAACUAGACUGCAUCAUCUGCCAUCAAAGGUGCUAUUCAGCUGGGAAUAGGAUACACAGUGGGUAAUCUCACCUCCAAGCCAGACCGAGAUGUUCUCAUGCAGGAUUUUUAUGUGGUGGAAAGUGUGUUCCUGCCCAGUGAAGGGAGCAAUCUGACCCCAGCACAUCACUACCCAGACUUCAGAUUUAAGACAUAUGCUCCACUAGCAUUCCGAUAUUUCAGAGAACUUUUUGGUAUCAAGCCUGAUGAUUACUUGUAUUCCAUAUGCAGUGAACCUCUAAUAGAGCUGUCUAACCCUGGAGCCAGUGGAUCCUUGUUUUUUGUGACCAGUGAUGAUGAAUUUAUCAUCAAAACAGUUCAGCAUAAAGAAGCAGAGUUCCUUCAGAAGCUACUGCCAGGCUAUUACAUGAAUUUGAACCAGAAUCCAAGAACUCUUUUGCCAAAAUUUUAUGGACUGUAUUGCAUGCAGUCAGGGGGCAUUAACAUCAGGAUUGUGGUGAUGAACAACGUUUUACCACGCUCCAUGAGAAUGCACUUCACGUAUGACUUGAAAGGCUCAACCUAUAAGCGAAGAGCAUCCAGAAAAGAGAGAGAGAAAUCUAGCCCCACGUUUAAGGACUUAGAUUUCCUGCAGGACAUGCAUGAAGGAUUGUAUUUUGAUACAGAAACAUACAAUGCACUCAUGAAGACACUUCAGAGAGACUGCCGGGUGCUGGAAAGCUUCAAGAUCAUGGACUAUAGCCUUCUGCUGGGAAUCCACAUCUUGGACCAUACCCUCAAAGAAAAAGAAGAGGAAAUUUCUCAAAAUGUGCCUGAUGCUAAGCGGCCUGGGACGCAAAAGGUUCUCUACUCAACAGCAAUGGAAUCCAUCCAGGGUCCAGGGAAAUCGGGAGACGGAAUCAUCACAGAGAACCCAGACACAAUGGGAGGCAUUCCAGCUAAAAGCCAUAAGGGAGAAAAACUGCUUUUGUUUAUGGGCAUUAUUGACAUUCUGCAAUCAUAUCGGUUAAUGAAGAAGUUGGAACAUUCCUGGAAAGCUCUUGUUUAUGAUGGGGACACUGUUUCGGUUCAUAGACCCAGCUUUUAUGCAGACAGAUUUCUAAAGUUUAUGAAUUCCAGAGUUUUCAAGAAAAUUCAAGCUUUGAAGGCAUCACCUUCUAAGAAACGGUGCAACUCCAUCGCCGCCCUGAAGGCAACCUCACAGGAGAUUGUGUCCUCAAUUAGCCAGGAAUGGAAGGAUGAGAAGCAUGAUUUGCUUACUGAAGGGCAGAGUUUUAGCAGCCUUGAUGAAGAAGCACUGGGAUCCCGACAUAGGCCAGAUCUCGUGCCUAGUACUCCAUCGCUGUUUGAAGCUGCUUCCUUGGCGACCACAAUUUCAUCUUCUUCCUUGUAUGUCAAUGAACAUUAUCCACAUGACAGGACUACGCUUUAUUCAAACAGUAAAGGGUUACCUUCCAGUUCCACCUUUACCUUGGAAGAGGGGACCAUCUACUUGACUUCUGAGCCAAAUGCUCUGGAAAUGCAAGAUGAUAAUGCCUCCGUGCUUGAUGUCUAUUUAGAAAAAAAGGGAGGGAUGGAAAUGAGCCUAGAAGUGAGACCUCAGAAGAGGAACGUCUCACCCCUGACACCCUCGGCACAGCACUCUAAAAAGUCACCCUCCAAAACUUAGCCCAUCAUGCAGUGAUCUACUUCAGGGGGCACCCCUGGGGUAAUCUGGCUGCCCCACAGUGGGGUCCACCCUCAGAACGGGCUUUGUUUUUAGCAAACAGACUGUGUUUUGCUGUGUUCUUCUGUGUGCAGUGUACAGUUUCAGUCAAAAGAGUACCUGAGUUUAAGUGGAAACAAACAUGUAAACUCUCACACACACACAAACCAACAUAUUUGGAUAAACAGUGCUAAGGAUUUAGGCCACAGAAACACCUAAAUACUCCUUUCAUACCAACCAUUAUCACACCUUUUCCUUCAGGUCUCAGAAUUUAAAACAUAUCGUGGUUUCUCAGAGCAUCACAUGCUUAGGGAAUUAACCCUGGCAUCUGUGUGGACAGAUGAUUACAUACAUGUGCAUACAAGAGCUGUUCAGUUGAUGACAAGAGCUCAAAUGUCAUUCUGUCUGUCCAUGCUUCCCUGAGAUAUGGCUGGGUUCUCCCACCAAAGCACCAGUUCCUGUUUCUACUUCCAAGGCCAUUGGGUGAGGAGAGGGUUGAGUUUCAGUACUUCAGAAGAAGUUGCUAGUGUUUGGGGGGUAAUACCUGAAGAGCCCAUCUCUGUGUUGGAGAGCUGGAGGGGAUCCUACACAUACCAUAUUUUGAAGAAUAAACUCAAGCUAUGAGUUUCUUCCCAGUGUAGAUAGACAGCUGAUACUUUGGCUCUUCACUGAUGGCUAAUAAAGGAUUUGUGGAUUAUAAUUUGGAGAAAGGAAAGGAAAAUUGUUGCAUACUUUAUACUAAAUAUGAGAUAAUAAAAUCACCUUCUUCUCACUAUGGCCAAGUUUAUAAUCAUGGAGAUAGUGCUAAAGACCUAUCAGGCCACCUUGUUUUAUUCAGGUUAUAAAUGGAUACUUUCAGGUAACCAAACAUGUCAUUCCAGGAUUACAUUACAUGGGUAUAGAAUUGGCAGUUCUCACCAACUUUGACAUCCUUGUACCCUGGGGGUGAGAGUGGGUGUUUAAUGAAAUUUACGGAAACUGCAACAAGACCCUCCAGUUUAAUUUAAAAAAAAAAAAAAAAUCCAAUGGAAUGAGAGACAAGAUGGCAGAGUAGAAGGACUUGCUCACCUUCUCUCAUGAAAACACCAAAAUCACAACUAACUGCUGGACAAGAACCAUUGACAAAAAAGACUUGAAUCUACCAAGAAAGAUAUUCUACACCAAGAGAUAAAGAAGAAGCCACUAUGAGAUAGUAUGAGGGGCACAUUAGCAACAAAAUCAAAUCGCAGUGGGUGACCCACAGACUGGAAAAUAAAUAUCGUAGAGGUUCCCCCACAGGAGUGAGAGUUCUAAGCCCCACGUCAGGCUCCCUGCCUGGGGUUCUGGCAGCAGGAGAAGGAGCCCCCAGGGCAUUUGUCUCUGAAGGCGGGUGGGGCUUGAGUGCAGGAUCUCCAGAGGUCUGGGGGAAACAGAGACUCCACUCUUGAAGGGUGCACACAGGUUUCACAUGAACUGGGACCCCGGGCAAAGCAGUGAGUCCAUAAGAGCCUAGGCCAGACCUACUUGUGGGUCUUGGAGGGUCUCCUCAGGGCCUGGGGGUCAGCUGUGGCUCACUGUGGCGGCAAAGACACUGGUGGAGGCCCCAGGGAAUACCCAUUAGUGUAAGCUCUUGGGCAGCAAAAGCAGUUCUAAGAGGAAGUUUAUAGCCACACAAUCUUACCUCAGGAAAC
This is a messenger RNA of Odocoileus virginianus texanus, 3706 nucleotides long. NCBI's taxonomy places the organism in Eukaryota, Metazoa, Chordata, Mammalia, Artiodactyla, Cervidae. The record is from RefSeq and is a predicted model, not a curated record.